AUGUACGAGCUCUUCCUCACCUCGUUUAUCGAGGAUGGCGACCUCGAAUCAGCUUGUUCCAUCCUAGGGGGACUGUGUGGCAUGGCUCCCUGGAAGACAGUCCACCGGGUCCUCUAUUUCCAAGGACCACCCAAGCCAUCUGGCCUAUCAAACCAAAGCUCCUUUGAGAAGCCAACCAGGAAAGACGUUGGCUUCAUGUGGAAGGAGUUGCACCAAAAUCUCAGCCGGCAGUCGUUUAUUCUCCAGGGCCGGUAUGAGGUCGCAAAGGACCGCGAUUUCGGCAACCCGUCUGCCUUGUCAAAUCUGGACAUGAUGAAUGGCGUGUUGCGAUGGACUGACUUCCCCGACCCUCCCCAUAGCCGGCCACAAAUUACACAGCGCAAGAAGGUAGAGCUUUGGGAGCAGAAGAAGUUGCCCUCAAUCAUGCGCGACAAUCUUUACCAGUUGAAAACAGAGACAGUAGAGGAGAUCUACCAAUUUUACCAAGAGGACAUUGAAUUUUGUCUCACUCGUCACUACUUUUUAAAGUCAAUUGGAGAUUACACACCUCUGGAAACCAGAAAUGAGCCAUUAGACGGGCCGAUUACGGCCCUGCCACCGUGGGAAUCGUUGACCCGGGUUGAUGCCCAAGGUCGAUGGGUACUUCAAGUGAAGGCACACGUGCUGCAGGAUAAUAAGCCAGACGAAAUCAGGAAAGCUCAGGAUAGACUCAUGGCUAUUCGUGGGGAGCUUGAUGGCGUAUUUGAAUUCAAGGCUAUUGACCGAAAGGUUCACGACACCAGAGUCGCUCUGCAGCAACCAGGCGUGAGAGUGUUGCCCCAGAAGGUAAAGCUAGGAAAGUAA
Molecule: messenger RNA, 843 nt
Organism: Clonostachys rhizophaga
Lineage: Eukaryota; Fungi; Ascomycota; Sordariomycetes; Hypocreales; Bionectriaceae
Source: the annotation of a GenBank genome assembly